Stylonychia lemnae is the source of this 954-nucleotide messenger RNA. NCBI's taxonomy places the organism in Eukaryota, Ciliophora, Spirotrichea, Sporadotrichida, Oxytrichidae. The record is from the annotation of a GenBank genome assembly.
AUGAACAUUCUAGCACAGCAUCUAAUUGAUGGCUAAUGCUGUUCAUAUAGGCAAGUCAAUGAUAAAAAAAAUCCAGAAUUAUUAAGGAAUAUAAGGUUUGAGGCCAUAAAGACAUUUGUAACCUAAUCUGAUAUUUAAGAUUUUGACAUCUUGAAUAUCCAAGAAGUAGGUCCUCUUGAUUAAGAACUUAUGGCAAGCGUUUUGGAUUUUCUAAAUGAAUAGGAUAAUAAGUAUGCUUACACCACAUCAUAAAAACCUACAGGAGCUUAAUAACUUAAAUGUGCCACUAUUCAUAAUAAUAAGAAGCUCUAAGAACUAAAUGUUGAUAGCUUGCUAAUUAUGAAAAAAGAAAAAGUUAACUAAUUUGGAUAUUUCCAAACUUUCAGACACAGAGAGGCAUAAAAGCUAUUCGUAAAUUGCAAUCUCCACUUAAGUGGUGGAAAGACGGAGGAAGAUAGAUUGACAAGAUAAACUUAACUCAAUUUGAUUAGAGAUCAUCCAAUUUGGAAAGAUAAUUACCCCAUAAUUUUGGGGGGAGAUAUGAACACUGAGAUUGAAGAGCUGGUUAAGCUUGUUAAGGAGGUCAGAGAAGAACUUUAAUACAUUCACACUGCUGAAACUCUUUACAAUUCUGAGAAUAGAAUUCAAAGCAGAAACAGAGAUGGUUGGAAUGGGACUUAAGUAGUCUAAAGGACAGUUGACGGUCUAUUUUUCACCGGAAUGAAUCUAUUAUCGGUUAUGAGAGCUGUAGAGAAUUUUUCAGAUUUAAUUAAUCAGGACAAAAUUUCAAAAGUUGAGGAUUUAUUGAAGGAAAUUGAGACAUCUUAAGAUACAGACAAAAAGAAUGCAUUGAAUGAUGAAUGCUGGAAUAUAAUCAAGGGUGAUGAACUCGGAUUUCCUUCAGCUAUUUGGUACUCAGACCAUGUUCCUAUUGGUGCAGUAUUUUAGCUAUGA